UCUAUGCAUUUGGUUUGGAGGGAAAUGGGUUGUUUAUUGAAUUCUCUCUUCUUUUGUGUGGUUGUAUUCUACUUUAUGGGGCCUGCCUUGGGAACAAGGGGAGAGUUUUGGUUGCCUCUCAAGAGGGAGUUUUCUUGGUCUAGUGAGGAUUUGGUCACUAACUUGCCAGGCCAGCCCAUGGUGGGGUUUGAGCACUAUGCAGGUUAUGUGACUGUGAAUGAAGAGAAUGGGAGGGCUCUCUUUUACUGGUUCUUUGAGGCUUCUCAUCCAGAACAGAAGCCUCUAGUAUUGUGGCUCAAUGGAGGUCCGGGGUGUUCUUCAGUGGGUUACGGGGCAACACAAGAGAUUGGUCCUUUCUUUGUGGAUUCCAAUGGCCUUAAGCUCAACCCUUUCGCUUGGAAUGGGGUAGCCAAUAUUUUAUUUCUGGAGUCACCGGUCGGUGUGGGAUUUUCUUAUUCAAAUAUCACCUCAGACUACAAGCUUCUCGGUGAUGAUUUUACAGCUCUCUCUCUCUCUCUCUCUCUCUCUCUCUCUCUCUAUCUAUUCAGUUCAUUAACAAUAAACAAUGCAGGGAAAUAUGUUCCAGAGUUAGCAGAGCUCAUACAUGACAAGAACAAGGACCCUUCCAUGUGCAUCGACCUAAAGGGCUUCAUGGUGGGUAAUCCAGAGACGUCUGAUGGGCACGAUUGGGAAGGGUUAGUGGACUACGCAUGGAGCCACGCAGUGGUUUCAGAUGAGACCCAUCAAAUAAUAAAAGACAACUGUGAUUUCCAUAGCAACGACACAUGGAGCAACGAGCGUUGCAACGGUGGCGUGGACGAAGUGUUGAAGCAAUAUGGGGAAAUUGACAUUUACAGCCUCUACACUUCACGUUGUAUUCCAAACGCUUCUCACUCUCAGGACCGAUGCAUGUUUUCCAUGUCCUCUUCAACUAAGAUGCUGCCGAGGGUAUUGGGAGGGUACGACCCAUGCCUUGACGACUAUGCUACGGCUUUCUACAACCGUGCAGAUGUUCAAAGGGCCCUUCACGUCACCGAUGGCAACCACCUCAGGAACUGGACCAUCUGCAACGAAGAAAUAUUCAAUGGGUGGGCAGAUUCCAAGCCUUCAGUUCUUUCCAUAUAUAAGAAGUUGAUUGCAGCUGGCCUCAGAAUUUGGGUAUACAGUGGAGACACAGAUGGAAGGGUACCAGUACUAUCAACUAGAUACAGUUUGAAUGCUCUGGGGAUUCCUACCUUAAGUCCUUGGAGACCCUGGUAUCAUGGCAAGCAGGUGAGUGGAUGGGUACAAGAAUACGAUGGCUUGACUUUUGCAACAUUCAAGGGGGCUGGUCAUGCAGUGCCUGUCUUCAAGCCAAACAGCUCUCUUGCUUUCUUUAAAUCUUUCCUCUUUGGAGAAUCACUACCUUCAGAAAGAUACAAGAGUUAGGGGCCAAAGCUCCUCAACAUACUUCGGUUCCCCAGAAAAUUUUGCUCUUUUCGUUCGAAAGAGUGCAUUAUACUAGACAUAUACAAGAGUUAGGGUACAUUAUGCUAGAUAUACACAUCAAGAGUUUAUACUAUGUGGAAAUGGGAGAAUUACAUUUCCUAAUAUCCUUUUGCCAUAGUUGCCAUCAUCAAUGGCAUAAACUAGUAUCUACCAAUAUUGAUCGAUGUAACUUUUAAGAUUCCAAAAGUGAUAGAUGGAAAGUUUUGGACUAUAACCUUGUGGAUUUGCAAGUGUUUUUGAAGUAAUGGGAGAGGGGGGGAGAAAUUUUCCAA
Amborella trichopoda is the source of this 1760-nucleotide messenger RNA. Lineage: Eukaryota; Viridiplantae; Streptophyta; Magnoliopsida; Amborellales; Amborellaceae. The record is from RefSeq and is a predicted model, not a curated record.